GGUUCGAAACAAUGGCGACAAACUGUUUAUCAAUAACAGAGCAAUGGAUACGAGAAAAGCUAAAUCUGCAGCACAACUGCCUGGCGGAUGUUCGAUCAUUGUGCCUACCGGGAACGUAUGAAACGGGCAAAAUAUGUAACUUGGGGAUUUCUCUCAAGAAUUUUGUUCGCCUGAAAAUUCUGGAUCUUUCGCAUAAUGCUCUUGUCUCUGUUGAGGGAAUUGUGCAUUUAAACCUGCUUGAGACACUUAAUUUGUACUACAACCAAAUAUCGUCUCUUCAAGACAUCCUGGCUUUACGCAAACUUCAAAAUUUAAUUGAGUUGGAUUUGAGACUCAACCCUGUGGUGAAAAAAGAACCGUUCUACCGCCUGUACUUAGUCUAUGCAAUAUCCACACUUCGUAAACUUGAUGACUGUGCUGUAAGAGACAGAGAGAGAAAAGCAGCUCUGAUGCACUUUUCUGUAGAGUCAGCAUAUGAGGCGAGUCAGAAACCUACGCUUUUUACAGAGGAGAAGGGGAACAGCAGUGCACCCAGGAUUGCCUCGGUUAGGAGGGUGGUGAUGAGGAAGUUCACACUCAGAGAGGGUAAUGAGGAAACAGUACAAAAUCACAAACCUAAUGGGGACAGGGGCAAAAAUAUAUCAGAAGACUCCUCUCAUCAUCACACUGAAAACAGGAGUGAACCAGAGUCCAUUCCCUCACCAGAAAAUGCCUCUGAAAUUAUACAUUUAAUAAACGAUUGUGGUUCUGGGAUGUUGUCUUCAAAAGAUCAGGAGUCUAAACCCAAUAUUAGGAAAGGGCGUGGUAAAGGUGGGACUGUUAUCCAGCAUGCUGACCAGUGUCGCCACUUUCUGAAAUCGAGUGAUGCACCCAGAGUCACUUUUCUGGAUCCAUUUGUUACAAGACACAGUUCUGCAUUGCUGUGGCCAAAGUCAGCAAAGAACAGGUCCCACGAUAGAGUACAGGCUAAGAGCAGCUUCACACCACAUCCCAGCAGCAACAUGGCUGAUCUGCAAGACCAACAGCGAGCUGGCUUGUUAACGCGUUACUCUGAAAGUGAGCCAAACCCAGUGCUGCAUCCCCCCAGACUAACACACAGGAGGUCUGAUGAUGGUGAGCACAGAGAGAAACCCACCACAGUCCCAAAGAGAGCAGGCAGGCCCUUCACGGGAAUCUGUGAGAAGCCGAUGGAGCUCCUCCUCAAUUUAGUGGAAGAGUACUGGUGUGGAAAGAACAAGGGCCACGAUCCCAAGCACUUCCUCGUACACGCUGUCCGGAUCCUUCGUACGAUGGAGCAGGAGGCUGCAAAUGGGGAGGAGGAAAGGAAGGCUCUGAGGGAGAGGAUCCGAGUACUGAGGAGCGUGCGGAGAAGCAGGAGACAGCACCAGUCCGAGAUCCAGAGCCUCUCUGAGAAGCUACAGAAGGCACACAGCUCAUCGUAAGUGUUAGGCCUGAGUGGACUGAAUGGAUUGUGCUCAAUCAGAAGCAGUCAGAUUGAAUUAAAUGGAGUCUAACUGAUUGCAUGAAUAGCAAACUGUUAGACUCACAUUUGUAAAUGUUAAACAGCUAUUUGGCAGGACAGUAUUGAGAACUGCAAGAACACAGGCUUUUAAAUAUUAAACAGGGUUUCAAGAACACUGCUGGCAAACUUAAAAUUAGUCCUGAGAUGACCCAAUAGGCCUGUUAUAAGAAAUUAAUGAGCGAAUCUAUGAAGACAUCAAAGUCUGGCUAUAUAGG
This is a messenger RNA of Electrophorus electricus (electric eel), 1737 nucleotides long. Lineage: Eukaryota; Metazoa; Chordata; Actinopteri; Gymnotiformes; Gymnotidae. The record is from RefSeq and is a predicted model, not a curated record.